CCUACCUUAUCGUCGCCACCGGCGUCUCACCCCGCGCCCCCCGCCCCCCGCCCCACCCCCGCAGCCACAAGGCCGCAACCCCGCCUCCUUUCAAGCGUCGGCGUCGCCGUUCCCGUUCUUCCUCAUCGCGUCCCUGCUGUGUGAACCCCAUCCGCAAUUUAGCCAUUGGUGUGUAAGAUUUGGUCUAAGAUUCUUCUUUGCACACGAUGUUGCCUUGUCAAGGAGUAGCUACUGCAACUGCAAAUGCUCAGCUAUUUGGUUUCCCUGCCGCGAACCGCUAUGGUUAUCAUGCAAGAUCAUCGGUUUAUGCUAAACCAGCGUUUCUGAAACUGCCGGCACCUGCACUUCGAUAUGACAAGAAAAUCCUCCCCUUGACAGCUUCUGUGGAUUUUUCCUCUUGUGCGGUAUCUCCGUGCUUCCCAAAGUAUGAUUCUACAAAGGGCAACAAUCCUGUCAAGCCAUUGCUAUCAAUCCGCAGCUUCCGCCCAAGAACUGAAGUCAGUUGUCAAGCAUCUUUAGCAUCGUUCAGUUACCCUGAGUUAUCUUCUAAACCUAAAUGGUGGUGGAGGACCUUGGCAUGUGUACCCUAUCUUCUGCCACUGCACAACAUGUGGUCGCACGCAGAUGCUGUGUACCAGCUUCAUCCAUACUUGCAACAAUUUGGGCUGUUUUAUGCCUUCAUUGAUACAAUGGCAUUGGUCCCUGGAUGGCUUUUUCUGGUGAUCUUCAUGACUGUCUACUUCUUCGUGGUGAGACGGAAGUGGUCCCCACACUUUUUGCGGUAUCACAUCAUAUUGGCCAUUCUUCUUGACACUGGAUCUCAAGCUUUGGCAACCAUGUGCAACUGGAACCCAAGCAUUGUUUUUCAGGGUAAACCAAUGGCAUAUUUCUGGAUGACACUGGCCUUCAUUCAGAUCUUCACAGUUAUUGAGUGUAUGAGGUGUGCGCUUGCAGGCGUAUAUCCUAAUGUUCCAUUUAUAUCCCACACGGCGUUCAUCCAUUCUGAUCUGAACCUGUUCAGAUAAUUGGCUAUUGCAAUGUGCUUUUUAAAAUGUUAGAGGGAUCAAGGAACUGUGUGUGUAGGCAAUCAUGUGUGUGUUCAUUGAACCUGCCUAAGGCAUUAAAAUGGUUGGAGAAUGCAUUCUGGGAUGUAAUAGGGCAUGUAAGGAGAUGCAAUCAUGGAUAACCGUAGUAGCUUGUGUGCACUCUGCAGUGCUGGUAUUGUUAUAGCUACAUGUUUUUAUGUAAUGAAGCUCCAAGGGGAACGUGACAUAAAUUUUGUUUGGCCGAGUUUCCAAAACGGCAAGGAAAUUCUGAUCAUCUUAUUGUAUUUUGUUUCAA
Brachypodium distachyon (stiff brome) is the source of this 1341-nucleotide messenger RNA. RefSeq names its product protein TIC 20-I, chloroplastic. NCBI's taxonomy places the organism in Eukaryota, Viridiplantae, Streptophyta, Magnoliopsida, Poales, Poaceae. The coding region runs from base 207 to 1025 and encodes 272 amino acids. The transcript is spliced from 3 exons. The record is from RefSeq and is a predicted model, not a curated record.